Messenger RNA from Vigna umbellata (rice bean), 1013 nucleotides. The record is from RefSeq and is a predicted model, not a curated record. NCBI's taxonomy places the organism in Eukaryota, Viridiplantae, Streptophyta, Magnoliopsida, Fabales, Fabaceae.
CUAUAUGUAUAUGUAUCUAUCUGUUUGCCAAACCAGACAUUCAUUCCCACUCUUGAGUUUCAACAAUGACACAAACAACAAUCUCUUCUACGUUGUCGUCACCGUCCUCGCAUUCGGGUCCAAAGGCUCAUGCCCGGGCCAAGAGGCCCAGAGACUGCAGCAAGCACCCGGUGUACCACGGCGUACGGAAGCGCAAUUGGGGCAAAUGGGUCUCGGAAAUCCGCGAACCGCGCAAGAAGUCUCGCAUCUGGCUCGGAACCUUCGCCACCCCGGAAAUGGCGGCGCGGGCCCAUGACGUGGCGGCGCUCACCAUCAAAGGCCAAUCCGCAAUCCUCAACUUCCCGGAAAUCGCGGACCUGCUCCCCCGCCCCCUCACGUGCUCCCCACGCGACAUUCAAGCCGCCGCCACCGCCGCCGCCUCCAUGUCUAAAUUCGACUCCGUAACACAAACCUCGGACUCGGAAACAGAAACUUCCGAAGAAUCCGAACUGAGCGAGAUAGUGGAGCUUCCGAACAUCGAAGACAGCUUUGACUCGUCCGUUGACUCGUUCGUGAUGGUCGACGUGGUGGACAGUUGGAUGUUUCCGCCAUUGGACUCGUUCUGCGCGGCCUUUUCCGAUGAGUUGUUUUCGCAACAGUGUUGUUCUGAAACGCUAUUACCCAUUUGGGAUUGAACGGUGCGUUUGGUUUCCACUGAAUGGAUUGGUUCCUUCAUUUUUGGUACCAACCACAACGAAAUCAUUUGAUACAGUCUGAAAUUGAAAUUUGGGUGCUUUCAGUUCCCAACAUGUGGGAUUCACAAGUGUCAUUAAUGGCUGUUUCGCUAUUUCUGCUGUCAAUGGUCCACCCUCACUUUAGUUUACUCUACCACUCUCUGCAUCAUAUUUCAUACGUCACUUAUACUUAGUCUUAGCAAUAAAGCUUCCUUCUUUCUUCUAUCCUACGUACCUAGCUAGCUUCCUCUGUUUCAUACAAUUGGAGACACAAAAUGUGAAUGUCCAGUAAAUUUUUAC